Cololabis saira (Pacific saury) is the source of this 2523-nucleotide messenger RNA. Its product is annotated as rac GTPase-activating protein 1-like. Lineage: Eukaryota; Metazoa; Chordata; Actinopteri; Beloniformes; Belonidae. Gene Ontology annotation, biological process: signal transduction. The record is from RefSeq and is a predicted model, not a curated record. The transcript has 16 exons. The coding region runs from base 32 to 1921 and encodes 629 amino acids.
UCUUGGGAGAAGACUGCUGGAUUUCGCCGGUAUGGAGGCUGUGAACCUGUACAGCCAGUUCCAGAGCCUGAUGGCUCAGGUGGACGGGCUGAACGAGAGCGUGGAGCCGCAGUUCCUCCAGAUGGCUAUACAUUUUGAAGAAUGCCGUAAGAAGUGGCUGCUGGCAGGUGAUGAGCUGGUUUCCUGUAAAGAGAUGCUGGCUAAAGCAGACACAGAGAAGGGCGCCCUGGAGGUCAAAUUAAAACACGCUCGAAACCAGGUGGACGUGGAGAUACGCCGACGCCAGAACGCAGAAGCAGUCCACGAAAAGCUGGAUCGGCAGCUACAACUUAUCCGUGAUAUGCUGAUUUCGGACAACAAUGGUAGCAGUGUCCACCUAAGUGAAGAGCAGCGGUCAGCCCUGGCCUUCCUCAGUGCCCACUCUCAGGCGGCACAAGCUGCUAAAAGCAACCUCAACUCCAGUCAAAGAUUAAGUAAAAUUGAUGAAUCGGCUACUUUGCUGUCAGACAUCAGCUAUGACCAAACCGAUGAUUCUUUGCAAUGGGAUUCCUCUGGGAUAAAUAAAGUGAGACUGCGUAAGCGUCAAAAAAGACGUUCCUCCAGAAAACUCUCAGAAGUUCCCCCACAGGCGCUGAAGAAGCCUCGCUCCACUGGACGUCCAUCAGAUAGGAUUAAUGAGUCUAUUGUGGCCAAAACGACCAUCACUGUUCCUGCAAAUGGUGGCGUUUUUGAGGCCGUCUCCACCAUUGAAACUGUGCCUUACUGGACACGCAGCAGAAGGAGGAGUGUGGCUCCAGAGUUGGGUGACACCACAACUGACCAGUCUGAUACGACCAGUGAGGCUCCCUGCACACCAGUCUCACAGUUUCCAGCCCAACGCCAAGCCCCUAGAGCUGGAGGAGGAAAGAAGCAUAACUUUGUUCCCAAAACGGUGAUCAAGUCUGAGUUCUGUGCACCAUGUGGGAGAAGAACAAGGUUCGGCAAGCUGUGUCUUCGCUGCCAGAACUGCCGGGUCGUGACACAUCCAGAGUGUCGUGACAACUGUUCCUUGCCCUGUAAUCCCACAGCUCUUACUACUCCCCUCAAAAGCACAGAGGCCACCCUGGCUGACUUUGCUCCGGCCACCUCUCCAAAGAUCCCGUCUUUGGUUGUCUACUGUAUUAAAGAGAUUGAACGUCGGGGUCUCCAUGAGGUUGGCCUGUACCGAGUCUCUGGUCAAGAGCGCUUGGUGAAAGAGCUGAAGGAGAAGCUCAUUAGAGGAAAAACUCUGCCUCCCCUUAACAAAGUGGAGGACAUCAAUGUCAUUGCAGGUGUCCUCAAGGACUUCUUAAGAAACCUUCCAGAGCCGCUGCUCACCUUCCACCUCAACAAAGCCUUCAUGCAGGCAGCCGAAAUUCAGGAUGAUGGCAACUGUCUGGCCAUGUUGUAUCAGGCCAUCGGUGAGCUGCCUCAACCCAACCGAGACACUCUGGCCUGCCUCAUGAUCCACCUGCAGAAGGUGUCUCAAAGUUUGGAUACCAAGAUGGAUGUGAACAACCUGUCCAGGGUGUUCGGCCCGACCCUGGUGGGUCACGCUGUUCCUGACCCAGACCCCAUGACCAUCUUACAAGACACCAGUAGGCAACCAAAGAUUGUAGAACAAUUGAUCAGUAUUCCAGAGAGCUACUGGAGCCGCUUUGCUUAUCCAGAUGUUGCAAGCAUGGAUUUUUCUCACCAAGCCGACACUCCAAAUCACAAAGUAAGUAUACUGGGACCAGUGACAACUCCAGAACGCCAGAUGAUGGCCAAAACACCGUCCUCCAGCUCCCUGUCUCAGCGGAUGAAGCAGACGCUGUCCAGUACCACCCUAUUUGGAAGCAAGAGCAAAGCAUCUGCCUUGAACCGGAACGGCAGCUUCUUUGCUUCUCCGAAGCUGAACUAAAGAAAGACGGAGAAAGAAAACGACUCAUGUUUCUGGAUGUUAGUUCCUGCUGUAACAGAGUGUCUUCGUACUAUCUUUUGGGAAAAUUCACUGCUUGUUUUAUUUUGGUCAAAUGUUUUUUUCUUUUUCUUUUUUAAUUUUCUGUUCAUUUUUUUUUCCACUUAAAAAAAUGUCAGAAUAUAAGUAUUUUUGUUGUAACUUUGACUAAUAAUGUUUAUUGGCCAACGUAUCAUCUGUCUGAGCUUGUAAUGCCUAAGCAACCAUAUGAAACUAUUUAGAGGGAGAAAAAAAGCGUAGAUCCUCUGCUUUAUGUACGAUGUUGACGUGUAUCUUACUGGUGUCUGUCUUGGAUUCUGUGGUUGUAACCACGGUGACGCACCAUCACAUUAUACACACCAAAUGAAGCAGAACAGGGUCUGUAUUAUUGGCCAGUCUAUGUUUUCAACCUUUUGUUUUAAAGAUUUAACAUUUUCUUUAUGUGAAUGUGCUUUGAUGUAUACUAACCAACUUUUAACCUGUGAUCACUUUAACAAUAAUCUAUGCACAACUACUAAUGCUAGAAAAUACUGCUGCAUUUUGCACUCUUUUAAAGAAAAAACAAA